Molecule: messenger RNA, 1398 nt
Organism: Dictyostelium discoideum AX4
Lineage: Eukaryota; Evosea; Eumycetozoa; Dictyosteliales; Dictyosteliaceae
Gene: fut4
Exons: 1
Coding region: 1-1398 (465 amino acids)
Biological process (GO): glycoprotein biosynthetic process
Cellular component (GO): Golgi cisterna membrane; membrane; Golgi apparatus
Molecular function (GO): glycosyltransferase activity; fucosyltransferase activity
Source: RefSeq, a predicted model, not a curated record
AUGAAAAGGAUAAAACCAUUCUCAAGAAAACUUUUAAUAAUUUAUUUUUAUAUAAUAUUAAUUAUUAUAGGAUUUAAUAUUUUAAAAUAUAGUUUAUUUGAUGAUGAUGAUGCAAAUGUAUUUUUUUAUGGAUCUGAGGAUGAGGUUGAUAUUUAUAGUCCAGAACAUCAAAAAUAUCACCAUAAUAUUUAUAAUCUAGAUAAUGAUUUUCAAGAUCAAAAUAAUAUACUUGCAGGUGAGGACGACCUACCACUUGAGCAGGUGCCAGAUGGUGUACCAUCGGAUUUAGUGUAUUUGAAAUUUUUAGGAUCAUUUGACAGGCCAACAGAUGAUAAUAUAGCAAGAAGAUGUAGAGGAAUUGACGACAAAAGAUGGUACUAUUUAAUAAAGAAACCAAUGUACCCAAACCAAACAGUGGACAUGGAGAUAUACAAUGAUUCAGGCAUACAAUUUCAGUACCCCGAUAGAGAGUACAACCAGUCCAUACCAAGAAUGAUAAUUGCAUUAGAGCCACCACAUCUCAGACAUUGUUCAUUCAAUCAAACUUGUUAUAAAAUUUUCAAUUUUAAAGUAUCCUACGAAGCACAAUCUGAUAUUAGAACGGGAUUCGAUACACAUAAAACCAGCGCAUUUAAAACAUAUAAUUUCAUACCAGCACGCGAUAUGGUAGAAAUUAAAAAUCAAUUUAAAAAAGAUUACCAAAUUAUGAAAACCACUAAUCUAAGUGCACUACAACCUCACCAAAUACCAUCACUCCCAUUGGCGAAUUGGUUCUGCUCAAAUUGUCAAGAUGUACGAUCUAAUCGUUUAGAAUACGUUCAAGAAUUAAUGAAAUAUAUAGUUAUCGAUUCGUAUGGCCACUGUUUAAAUAAUAUGCCAACACAAGAAAUACUAAAAAGAUUAUCAAAUGAUCCUUUUGCAAAAAAGAAAGAAGUAAUAACAAAAUAUAAAUUUACAAUUGUUUUUGAGAAUUCAAUUUGUAAAGAUUACGUAUCUGAGAAAGUAUUGGAUGCAUUGACUGCUGGUUCCGUACCAAUAUUUAUGGGUCAUCCAAGUACUAUCAAAUAUUUACCAUACAAUUCUUAUAUAUACGUUGGUGAUUUUAACUCUACACAGGAAUUAGCAAAUCAUUUAAUUUAUUUAGAUCAAAAUGAUGAUGAGUAUAAUAAAAUCCUUCUCAAUUGGAGAACAAAUGAAACUGCAAUUGAGCAAUGGAAAGGUGUAAAUAAUUAUCCUUAUAAACCUGGUUUUAUAAUUCGUGAAUUUGAAUGUGCAAUGUUAAGACAUUAUCAACUUUUAAAAUCUGGUGUAACACCAUUUAAAAAUUUAAAAUAUAAACCAAUCAAUGAAGUUUGUUUACCUUCAAAUUAUUUUAAAAUUAAAUUAAAUAAAAUAUAA